Molecule: messenger RNA, 2973 nt
Organism: Myotis brandtii (Brandt's bat)
Lineage: Eukaryota; Metazoa; Chordata; Mammalia; Chiroptera; Vespertilionidae
Gene: MMP25
Product: matrix metallopeptidase 25
Exons: 11
Coding region: 1-1641 (546 amino acids)
Biological process (GO): proteolysis; collagen catabolic process; extracellular matrix organization
Cellular component (GO): extracellular matrix
Molecular function (GO): metalloendopeptidase activity; zinc ion binding
Source: RefSeq, a predicted model, not a curated record
AUGGUCGGAGAAACCAACCUUGCCCGCUCCUUCAUCUUGGACUUCAGCUUCCAGGAUGUCCCAUCGCUGCCGCCCUUCCCGCUUCACCUGCUCACUUGUCCGGCCCAGGACUGGCUGACCCGCUAUGGCUACCUGCCACCGCCUGACCCAGCCCAGGCCCAGCUGCGGAGCCCUGAAAAGCUCCGGGAUGCCAUCAAGGUGAUGCAGAGGUUUGCUGGGCUGCCUGAGACCGGCCUCCUGGACCCAGUGACGAUGGCCACCAUGCACAAGCCCCGCUGCUCUCUGCCCGACGUGCUGGGGGUGGCAGAGCUGGUUAGGCGCCGGCGCCGGCGCUAUGCCCUGAGCGGCAGUAUUUGGAAGAAGCGAACCCUGACGUGGAGGAUACACUCCUUCCCCCGGAGCUCUGCCCUGAGCCAGGAGACUGUGCGGACUCUCAUGCACCAUGCCUUGGCCGCCUGGGGUAUUGAGUCAGGCCUCAAAUUCCGGGAGGUGGGUUCUCAGGGCCCACCAGAGGCUGACAUCCUCAUCGACUUUGUGCGGGCCUACCACCAGGACAGUUACCCUUUCGACGGGCAGGGGGGGACCCUCGCCCACGCCUUCUUCCCCGGGGAACACUCCAUCUCUGGGGACACUCACUUCGACGAUGAGGAAAUCUGGACUUUUGGGUCAAAAGAUGGUGAGGGGACAGACCUGUUUGCGGUGGCAGUUCAUGAGUUUGGCCACGCACUGGGCCUGGGCCACUCCUCUGCGCCUGACUCCAUCAUGAGGCCCUUUUACCAGGGUCCUGUCGGGGAGCCCACCAAGUACCGCCUGUCCCAGGAUGACCGUGAAGGCCUGCAGCAGCUCUACGGGAAAGGACCCCAGACCCCAUAUGAUAAGCCCACAAUGAAACCCCUGGCUCCUCCUCCCCCGCCCCCUGCCCUGCCCCCAGGCAGCCCCUCCCUUCCUGUCCCUGAUCGAUGUGAUGGCAAUUUUGAUGCUAUCGCCAACAUCCGUGGGGAAACCUUCUUCUUUAAAGGCCCCUGGUUCUGGCGCCUCCAGCCCUCAGGACAGCUGGUGUCCCCCCGGCCUGCCAGGCUCCACCGCUUCUGGGAGGGGCUGCCCCCCCAGGUGACUGUCAUCCAGGCUGCCUACACCCGGCACCGAGAUGGCCGAAUCCUACUCUUCAGUGGCCCGCAGUUCUGGGUGUUCCGGGACCGGCAGCUAGAGGGCGACGCGCGGCCGCUGGCCGAGCUGGGGCUGCCCGCAGGGGAGGAGGUGGACGCCGCGUGGGCCUGGGGGUGCCGAGGAGUCCUCGGGUGGGCGGGGCGGGGGCAGCCGGCACCAGCCCUGCAGCUCUCCGCCCACCUUGCAGGUGCCACCUACUUCUUCAAGGGCGCCCACUACUGGCGCUUUCCCAAGGGCAGCGUCAAGGCCGAUCCGGACUCCCCGCAGCCCAUGGGCCCCCAGUGGCUGGACUGCCCGGCCCCCAGCGCUGGCCCUCGCUACCCCAGACCCCCCAAAGCGACUCUCAAGCCCGAACCCUGCAAUUGUCAUUGCGAGAUCAACCAGGCCGCUGGGCGCUUGUCCUCGUCUUCGUCGUGGGUGACCCUCCUGCUGCUCCUUCUGCCCCUGCUGGUGGGGGACAUCACCUCCCGCUGAGGGGGUCAGGCGGGAGCCGGUUCUCCCACCACCGGCCUGUCCGGGGUGGUGAUGGCCUGUCGGGGGUGGUGAUCGCUGCCCGGCCCCAUCCUCUGUUCCCAGGGCGGGCCCAGCAAGGUGGGUGGAGCUAAGCCCUGGGGGUAGGGGGUGGGGUGGGUGGGACACGAAGGCUGGCCCUGGACCGAACACAGGAAGUGCUCAGCCUCCCCUCCCCCAAACCCGCCUCCACCUGCUUUGGCCCCCAGGAUGUGCAUUUCCCGGAAUGGCUGGCUUUUCUCAGAACACAGCCUGCUGACUCCUUGCAGCGCAAGCCCUGCCUGGCAACAGCGGCUCAGGUGCAUGGGUCUUUAGAGGACAGGCCUGAUCGGGAGACUGAGCCCCAGCACGUCCCCCCUCCCCCCACUUUUCCAGAAGUGUCUCUCACCCUGUUCGGCUUCCACCAGGUCCCAGUCAACACCACAUGGGUGGGGAACUGGGACCCAGUCCUGAGACCACCCCUGGGCACCAGUGCUGCCCGUUCUGGGUGGCACCAAUGACCACAAGGGUGACCUUCCACAAUCUGGCCCCUGGACCUCCUUGCUGGUCACCACCCUGAAUGCAGAACUGUCCCAUUCAAUAGGACACCCUCCCCAUCUUUAAAAACCUCUUUUUGCCUCCACCCGGCGUGUCUGCAGUUCCCUCAAGGAGAACUCCUUCGCUCCUGUCUGCUCAGUGCUGACCACAGACAGUAGAUUGAGCAGUCUCUUCACCUGGGGUAGCUGCUUCCUCAGCACUCCUGGCUGAUGAGUGGGGAAAACCUGGGCCAUCUCAUUCAUUUCCCACUCUCCCCAGAAUUCAGGAUCUAAAUCAGUGCCCCUGGAACUGUGCUUCUGGAACAUUCCACAUCAGAAUCACCCAGGGAACUUAAAAAUGCAAAUCCCAUGCCCUCACCCUGAAUCUUCACUUGGGAUGGGACUGUCUUGUGGCUGUCUUGUGGUUUUCUGUGUCUCUGCCAUGUUCUCCCAGGAGCCAACUUUUCAUGUCGCCUACAGAGCCAAGCUGAUGGCCACAGUUGAUAGGGGUCACCCCCAUGGCUGGAGUCACUUAGUGGCCUUUUCUUGGGCUGCUGUCCAGCCUCAUGAUCCACAGUGCCACCUGGAGCUGAGGCUGUGGGCUCCAGUCCCAGUGAGUACAGACAGUGCCUGCUGUUUAUCAAGGCAAGCAGACCAGUGUGAAGACAACAGCCAGGCACAUGUUUGACCUGUCCAUGACCUGAGAACUCUAAGCCAUCUGAGGCUCUGUCAGGAUCCUUUUUAAGUACAAGGAGGGGGAAAUUUGUAUUGUAAAAGCUUA